GCGAGCAGAUCCCACCGCCCUGGCACCGGCGCUUGGCUCCGGGUUCCUGGCCGGGUGGGCGGCGCCUCGCGGAACGGCAGGGGUGCGGGACCGGGGUCUCAGGGGUGCCUACUUGCUCCCGCCACCCGGCCGCGCGGACCCAGUGCCGGUGCGCAGGCGGGAUUGGCGCGCGGCGGUGGGCCGGCGUCCCGCGUGCGCCCCGCGGAGCCGCGCGCAUACCCGCUGGCCGUCGGGGGCGCGGCCGGGCGCGGGAGCAGACACCUGUCCCGCCGCGGCAGUGCUGAGGCGGAGACGCACAGCAGCCUGCGGCUUCGGAGGCUGUGAGGGCGAGGAGAACCUGCAGAGUGGAGCCCCGCGCUGAGGAGAAAGCCGCGCCCGGAGGCCUCCCACCCCGCGUCGUCCCGAGCUCCAAGACACCAUGGCCCCCAAGCUGCUGCUCCUGCUCUGCCUGUUCUCGGGCUUGCACGCACGGUCCAGAAAGGUGGAAGAGGAUGAAUAUGAAGAUUCAUCAGCAAACCAAAAGUGGGUCUUGGCUCCCAAAUCCCAAGACACUGACGUGACUCUUAUUCUCAACAAGUUGUUAAGAGAAUAUGAUAAAAAGUUGAGGCCGGAUAUUGGAAUAAAACCGACCGUAAUUGAUGUUGACAUUUAUGUUAACAGCAUUGGUCCUGUGUCAUCAAUAAACAUGGAAUACCAAAUUGACAUAUUUUUUGCUCAGACUUGGACAGACAGUCGGCUUCGGUUCAAUAGCACAAUGAAGAUACUCACUUUGAACAGCAACAUGGUGGGGUUAAUAUGGAUACCAGAUACCAUCUUCCGCAACUCUAAGACUGCUGAAGCUCAUUGGAUCACCACCCCGAACCAGCUCCUCAGGAUUUGGAAUGAUGGGAAAAUCCUUUACACAUUAAGGCUCACCAUAAAUGCUGAGUGCCAGCUGCAGCUGCACAACUUCCCCAUGGAUGAGCACUCCUGCCCACUGAUCUUCUCCAGCUGUGAGUACCAGCACUGUUUUGGUGCAUGAGCACUGUGCAAGG
Ochotona princeps (American pika) is the source of this 1034-nucleotide messenger RNA. RefSeq names its product gamma-aminobutyric acid receptor subunit gamma-3-like. Gene Ontology annotation, biological process: signal transduction; regulation of postsynaptic membrane potential; synaptic transmission, GABAergic. The transcript is spliced from 5 exons. Gene Ontology annotation, cellular component: neuron projection; GABA-A receptor complex; synapse. Gene Ontology annotation, molecular function: transmitter-gated monoatomic ion channel activity involved in regulation of postsynaptic membrane potential; GABA-A receptor activity; benzodiazepine receptor activity. The record is from RefSeq and is a predicted model, not a curated record. NCBI's taxonomy places the organism in Eukaryota, Metazoa, Chordata, Mammalia, Lagomorpha, Ochotonidae. Bases 419 to 1021 code for a protein of 200 amino acids.